Messenger RNA from Hibiscus syriacus, 1007 nucleotides. RefSeq names its product transcription factor MYB108-like. The transcript is spliced from 2 exons. Bases 90 to 854 code for a protein of 254 amino acids. Gene Ontology annotation, molecular function: sequence-specific DNA binding; DNA-binding transcription factor activity. Gene Ontology annotation, cellular component: nucleus. The record is from RefSeq and is a predicted model, not a curated record. Lineage: Eukaryota; Viridiplantae; Streptophyta; Magnoliopsida; Malvales; Malvaceae. Gene Ontology annotation, biological process: regulation of DNA-templated transcription.
CCUUCUCUCUCUCUUUAUUCAUCUUCCUCCUCUAUACCUGCAAAAGAUAUCCACCUCCUAAUCAAAAGCUUUUCAAUCCAGAAAAAUAAAUGGAUGUUAAGCCAAGGGAUUGUGUUCAUCAAAGUAAUGAAGAUGAUCAUAUGGAAUUGAGAAGAGGUCCUUGGACGGUGGAAGAAGACUUUAAGCUCAUAGAAUACAUUGCCACUCAUGGUGAAGGUCGAUGGAACUCUCUUGCUCGUUGUGCUGGUCUCAAAAGGACCGGAAAAAGUUGCCGAUUGAGAUGGUUGAAUUAUCUCCGGCCCGACGUUCGACGAGGGAACAUCACUCUUGAAGAGCAGCUCUUGAUUCUUGAGCUUCACUCUCGUUGGGGAAACAGAUGGUCCAAAAUCGCCCAGCAUUUACCUGGAAGAACCGACAAUGAGAUCAAGAACUACUGGAGAACUCGUGUCCAGAAACAUGCUAAGCAACUCAAGUGUGACGUGAACAGCAAGCAAUUCAAAGACGCCAUGCGUUACCUUUGGAUGCCUAGGUUAGUCGAAAGAAUUCAAGCUGCUGCAGCCACCGCUUCCUACACCACCGCCGAGGUUACCGCCACAUCCACCACCACCUCGACUUCCUUAUUCAGCGAUGACCAGCUUGGGGGAGCUCAAGUGACCUCCUCAAGUUACGCCCUAGAGAAUUCGAGCACCACCGUAGCCUCAUCGGACUCUUUCGGGACUCGAGAGUUGUCUGGUAAUUACUACAACCAUAACAUGGAUUUUCAAUCCUUGGAGCAAAACAACCCUUGGCUAGACAAUCUCUUCAACGCCGAGGAUUUUUACUUCUUACAACAGCAAUUCAAUUUCAACAUGUGAGAAAAGAUCUUCAAAUACACUAAUAAACAUGGAGAGAAAAAAACCAAAAUAAUAAUAAUAAUAUUUUAGAACACAUAGAAUUAGAGUCUAACUGUGGAUGAACACUUGAUUAGUUUGUAUUUUCUUGCUUUGGUUUUUUUAUUUGGGAGGGGG